AUGUCAACUGCAAAGGUGGUAAUAGUGUUGUGUCUAUUCCUUAGUUGUACUGCAGGUACCAAGAGACUGUCUUUUGAAAAUGUCAAGGUAACUAUAAUAUCGACAAAACUGCACUACAAGUUCCCUGAUUUCGAUAUCAGGAUUGCAAAUUCCAAUAGUUUGAUGGAUAAUCUCAAAGACCGCGAUCCGAGAACCUAUGACACAAUCAAAAUUGCUAACCAAUCCAUACCUGUGAUCUACGAGGGAGCCUUAUCAAAUCUUUACGUAUGCCGUUUGAGUUUGGUAUAUUGCGACAUCCAAAAAAUAGAACGAGGAGCUUUUAAAAAUGUUCAAAAACUGGAUUUUCUCACUAUAAGCGAAACUACUCUCAAAGAAAUACGGAAAGGCGUGUUCAAUAAUUUACCAGUUACCACCCUCUAUUUGGACAACAACCAGAUAGCCGAUAUUGAGAGUGGUGCGUUUGAUGGAAUGAAUAAACUGAAGAAGAUUUACCUGAGCAUCAAUGAGUUGGAGACGAUCAAGAGAGGUCUGUUCAGGAAUUUACCAGAGCUAAAGUUGAUAAGGAUGGACGAGAACAGGAUUAGCAAUAUUGAGCUAGGAUCGUUUGAAAAUCUACCAAAGUUGAGAAAACUUAUUAUUGAUAACAACCAUAUUAAACAGAUUGAGGAUGGUGUAUUCGAAAAUCUCACUUCACUCAAUACUCUUUUUCUACAAAACAAUGAGAUUUCCGAUAUUGGACCGGGAUCAUUCAAGACUCUGGAAAAUUUGGAAGUACUAUGGUUGCAGGGAAAUAACCUCAAGGAAAUGAAAGCUGGAAUUUUCAACACGCUCAACAAUUUGAGAGAACUGAAUAUUAACGAUAAUCAAAUUUGUUCAAUAGAAAAAGGCUUUCUAGAUGGUUUAGACAAGUUGGAAGAAGUUGAUUUGAGUCAUAACAGGAUGACGAACAUACCAAGGGGUAUAUUCAGUAAUACCACUAUUUCUGAUUUGAAACUGGGUAAUAACGACAUAAUGACAAUUGAACCAGGAGCAUUCGAGUCGGCUCACAUGUUUGACCUUGACCUUCGAGGCAAUGACUUGAGAGAAAUAGUCAAAGGCAUUUUCAGUAACCUCCUGGUGAGCCGUUUGGACUUGAGCGGCAACAAGAUAGAACGAAUCGAAGAAGGCGCUUUCGAAAACUCGAAUUUUCAAUACCUGCAUUUGGAUGGAAACAGGAUCAAGCAUAUCGAGAACAGUAUUUUUAGGAACGUCAAAGUUUUUUACCUCUUCAUCUUAGAUAAUCAGAUAAAUGAUGAGGAGCUAGAUAACUUGAAGAAUUUUUUCAAGUGCAAGACUAAUACGCCUCAUUUUGUAUAG
Phaedon cochleariae (mustard beetle) is the source of this 1356-nucleotide messenger RNA. NCBI's taxonomy places the organism in Eukaryota, Metazoa, Arthropoda, Insecta, Coleoptera, Chrysomelidae. The record is from the annotation of a GenBank genome assembly.